Guyanagaster necrorhizus is the source of this 1181-nucleotide messenger RNA. RefSeq lists its product as uncharacterized. The record is from RefSeq and is a predicted model, not a curated record. NCBI's taxonomy places the organism in Eukaryota, Fungi, Basidiomycota, Agaricomycetes, Agaricales, Physalacriaceae. The coding region runs from base 374 to 1090 and encodes 238 amino acids. The transcript has 2 exons.
GACCGAUGCCCCUUCAUCCUUCUCAUUGGCAGUGGUUGGCUCCGCCACAAGUGACAACUGGAAAGUAAACCAUAAUCUAAAACUUCUCUUAUUACUUGGCCCAGAUUCGGAUUAUCUGGUAAAUCUCUGGCUGCCAAUCCAUGCUCGUUCUUGUACUCUGGAAAUAAAACUUCCUCUCGGUUUUUACGAACUUGCUCAAAUUUUAUUGGAUCUUACUUGACUUAGGGAACUUGUGAGACUGCUCAGUCGUGACUGUCGUAGCCAAGUUGUGACCUUCAACGAACUCUUUUACAAGGUGGGCUUGGAGAAUAGCCUGGUCGACUGAACGUUUACAUUCAAUGAACUAACACUCUCGUAGAUAUUCCAUCUCGUUAUGUCAGAACUGCCACAGGAAUUGGUCGCCGACAUGGUGGAUAAACUUCACAACGAUCCGGAGGCGCUAAAAGCUUGCUCCCUUACUUGUCACGCUUUCUGCGCCAGGUCUCGGGAACAUACCUUUCUCACUAUUUCUCUUGUGAACGAGAAGCAUUGUAUCGACUUCUGCGAUGUAUGUCAGAAAUCGUUGUAUAUAUCCCGAAGCGUCGCCGUGUUACAUGUCUACACCACCAACGUCUUUCAAACGCUUCUCGAGUUUAAGCUUCUUGGGUCGUUCGUAAACCUCCAUUCCGCCACCUUUCGCUCCGUCGAAUUUGACGGACUUCCCUACCACUGCUUCUCCACUCUUUCGUCUAUCCGAAGCAUCACUCUAGCAGGGGUCACGUUUCUAGAUAUCGUUCAUUUCAGCUCCUCCUUAUCCUAUCUUACCUCAUUGAAGAGGGCGAAAAUUUACGCCAUUAGGUUGGUAGGACGGGCUGUGCCAAACUCGAACGGCGCUGUCAGGUGCCCUCGUGUCCAUGACCUGAAGCUGUCUUGCAAUCUGCGUGAUGGCCCAGUUCUAGAAGCUUUCGCUAAUGGGGAUUUAAUAUCCUUGAAAAGCUUGCGUAUUAUAUCAACCGUGUUCUGUCCGCAGAAUAUUUCACACCUUGAAAGGCUGAUGCAAACACUAUCCCUUCCAGUGCUGCGUGUCACCGGUCUCCAGCCCGCUGGUUAGUAGUUAUAUGGUAUCUAAUCACAGAGAUCUUUCUCUUAUGUAUAUAUAGAUUUAGGAAUGCGAAAUCCUCUAUCUCUGGGCAAAAUCCAUA